This is a messenger RNA of Hyaena hyaena (striped hyena), 3014 nucleotides long. RefSeq names its product secretion associated Ras related GTPase 1A (gene SAR1A). The coding region runs from base 115 to 711 and encodes 198 amino acids. Lineage: Eukaryota; Metazoa; Chordata; Mammalia; Carnivora; Hyaenidae. The transcript is spliced from 7 exons. Gene Ontology annotation, molecular function: GTPase activity; GTP binding. The record is from RefSeq and is a predicted model, not a curated record. Gene Ontology annotation, cellular component: COPII vesicle coat; endoplasmic reticulum exit site. Gene Ontology annotation, biological process: intracellular protein transport; endoplasmic reticulum to Golgi vesicle-mediated transport; membrane organization.
UAUAUCCGGCGAGUAGCUGGCGGUUUCGGGUGCUGCUGGGCUGUGUACUGUGAGGGAGGGUCGAAGCUGCCCGCUGCUGCCGGAGAAGCCCCUAGGCCGUAGCACGCGUUAAUAAUGUCUUUCAUCUUUGAGUGGAUCUACAAUGGCUUCAGCAGUGUGCUCCAGUUCCUAGGCCUCUACAAGAAAUCUGGAAAACUUGUAUUCUUGGGUUUGGACAAUGCGGGCAAAACCACUCUCCUGCACAUGCUCAAAGAUGACCGACUGGGCCAGCAUGUUCCAACACUACAUCCCACAUCAGAAGAGCUGACAAUUGCUGGAAUGACUUUUACAACCUUUGAUCUUGGCGGGCAUGAGCAAGCACGCCGGGUUUGGAAAAAUUAUCUCCCAGCAAUUAACGGGAUUGUCUUUCUGGUGGACUGUGCGGAUCAUCCUCGCCUCAUGGAAUCCAAAGUUGAGCUAAAUGCUCUAAUGACUGAUGAAACAAUAUCCAACGUGCCAAUCCUUAUCUUGGGUAACAAGAUUGACAGAACGGAUGCCAUCAGUGAAGAAAAACUGCGUGAGAUAUUUGGGCUUUAUGGACAGACCACAGGAAAGGGGAAUGUGACCCUGAAGGAGCUGAAUGCCCGCCCCAUGGAAGUGUUCAUGUGCAGUGUGCUCAAGAGGCAAGGCUACGGCGAGGGCUUCCGCUGGCUUUCUCAGUAUAUUGACUGAUGUUUGGACAGUGAAAAGAAAAGAGUUCUACUUCUCUGGACUGAUCCUAUUCCCAGCUUCCUCAUGAACUUUUCUAAUAGAACAAGGAAAGCUCUUCCACCGUGUGUGGUGUUGAGAAGCCGAGAGUCUCUGUCAGCCCUCUCAUCGCCCAGUGGUGACAUGUGCUCUUCUCCACACUGUUGGGAGGUGACGCUGCCCCACAGGCCGGCACACGUCAGUGUCCCGGGACGCGGCAGCUGGCGGGAUCUGCUGGGUGAAGCUGUGUGCCAUCGUGGGGCCCCUGAAAAGAAAAACACGUCUCACCACUGGUUGAUUUCAAAAGAAAGUGAUUCUAUUUUUUAAAGAAAGCAUUGUUAACGUAAUUGGUGUCCCUCUUCGCAUUUUGAGUUCAAAAUUUACUUGGUCCAGAGUUUUCUAUUCUUUUUUUUUUUCCUCCUCAUGAUCUAAUGAAUGGCAUUUAGAUACUUCAUAAAAUUAUGCACAGAAACACGUCGGAGGCCAGAGCUCAGUCAAGUGAACUCACUCGUGUUGAGAUAACAGGUUAGUGACAGAAGCCCCAACCCCCGUGUCGCUGCCUGCCUUGUCACAGGUGGGCACCGCCGUGUGCACAGAGAAGCAGGAAAGGGCGGAACCUGGGCCUGGCAGUGGCGGCCGGUUUGCCCAGUGGCCCGCCGGGGCUGCCCCUCAUCGGGGCCCAUAGAGCAGGGUGCUCACUGCGGAGGGGUUAAUUCUAGAGCGGUUAUUUGCUUAUUUUUACUUACAGAGUUACAAACUGCAGCCAGCCUUUGCUUUUAUACUGUUGGGAAACUUCAUUUCUCUUCAUACACCCGUCUCCUGUUCCGCUGUAAGAAAUGACGUUUGCCUCCUAAAAGAGAACACCUCCUGAUUGCCCUGCAGCGCAGGGGGGUGUCUGUUGCUCUUGCACAGGUCCUAGGGGAAAAUUUCCUGGAUCGGUGAGUUGCAGAGGACAAAGUUAGCAGCUAAAGGGCUCUUAAUUCUGUGAGUUGAGAACUUAAAAAAAUCUGGUAUGUGUAUCAUUUGUUUGGACCCAGGAAAGAUGGAUUUAGUGGACUUUAAAAUGUUCACUUGCAUGAUUUGGUCUCUUUAUUGGACUGUUCAUGAGCUCUUUUUAUCGGUUACCUGUUUUCUUGGCGUUUAAAGGUUAACAUCUCUAGCUAAUUUUUUUUUCUGGUAUGAAAUUGCUCUUCUCCAUUCCAGAAAUAAGCGGAAUCUCUAAGAACUUUGUGUGGUGGUGGUCUUUUUGAGCCAGCAUUCCUUGUCAGGAAGUGCUCAGUAUAAAAAGCCUCAGCAUCCCCACUAGUGUGAUGUGAUGAGGAUUAUUUUUUUAGCGUUCCUUUUUCUUAGUGCCACUUGUAACAUUGGAUUUUCAUGAUCUUAACCAAGAUUAGACCCUUUCUUAAGAUGGGUGGAUACCUUCAGUUUUUCCUUUAAUGAGAGAUUAGAAGUUUCCUCAAAACUGAAAAUUGUGAUGAUGACACUUAUUUGCAGAGGAUUGAACUAAAUAAAUUGAGUGGAAUUUUGGGUCUCGUGUGAAGGUGGGGAAAGUGUGGAUAACAAAUUGCAGAGGUGAGCAUAUUGUUCUUUAAUGGCUUUCUCAGUGUUAGUCUUCAUGACUGACUCGUUAGGAAAGCAUCCUUUUCCACUGCCGGGUGCCGUGCGCAGAGGCUCAGUGAAGGAUCAGUGUGGGAAGAGCAUGCCAUUAUUAUUAGCAAGCAUGGCGGGAGUAAGACAAAACCGUUGGUUUGGAGAGGGGUGAAAGCCUUCAAUGAACAAAUCUAGCUAAUGGUGAAUGAGCUAGGUAGUUAACAUGCAUACUUUUCAUUUCCUUUGGCUAAAGGUAACCCAUACUUUCUCCAGAGACAUGAGCAGUAUGAAUGCAGUGCUAGUUCUCUUGUUGCUUGUUUUUUGUUUUUUCCUAUUUGUCCCUAAUCACUUCGUAGCAAGCUAGAAAACCAUGGAUUCUACACAGCACGGCUCUUUGUGAAAGUGGUGUUAUUUUGGCCACUGGAGAAAGAGGAGACUGAAAAGUCUGCUGGCAUCCGUCUGUUUCUUGCUCCACAGAAAACUCUGUUCCUAUAAUAAGGUUGCAUAAGAGGCUGAUGUGAGGAGCUCGUCUCCCAACGGUGAGGGUCAGAGCUUUGUACAAGUUCUCCCAUGAAUUGAGACUUUUCAUUCUGUUUUAUCAGAGUGCACAUAUGUCCUAUUUCAGGAAAAGAAAAACAGUCAUUUACAAAAGAAAGUCAAUCUGUAUCCUAAGCAUUUUAAUAAAAAGUUAAACUUAU